AUGCAGACUAUUCAGGAGUUGCUCGCUAGAGACGAGGGCUCUACUUCUGAUUCCUCGACCGCCGUGCAGUAUAUUAGUACGGUUGAGGCGUACGACAAGUGGGCUGAGGUCUACGACACAGACGGCAACUUUCUCCAGCGACUCGAUACGAUCGAAAUUAGCCGGAUAUUACCUCGAUUCGUGGAAUGCGUCUACGAUCGAUUCCGUCACCAGCUUUCUCAAUCCGAACGCAUGAUCUUCUUGGAUCUGGGAUGUGGCACUGGCCGAAACACAAUUCAAUUGAUGAGAACCCUUGGUGCAAGAGGUAGUCAAGACAGCCUCACAAGGAUCGAUCACUCUUCAGGACCAGAGGCGCAGGUCAUCGGCCUAGAUGCUUCCCCCGGGAUGCUGGAGGUCGCCAAGUCCAAUAUUAAAAAGGUCACUGUUGAAGAUACAACUCUGAGAGAUAUCCCAGCUGUGAUCCUCGAGACGGUUGAUCUCCUCCAACCCGCUACCGUCCCGAAACACCUACCCCCUGCGUUGCAAGAAGUCGGUGCCGCCGGGGUGAUAUCGACGCUUGUUCUGGAGCACGUUCCCUUGAAGGAUUUCUUCAAAGCGACCUCCGCGACAAUGCGCCCUGGUGGGUAUCUGCUGAUUACCAACAUGCAUGCCGAUAUGGGUCUGCGCAGCCAAGCUGGAUUUACAGAUCCCAAGACGGGGGUCAAGAUCCGACCGACCAGUUACUGUCACUCCAUCGAUGACGUCUUGACAGCUGCCGCAGUGGCUGGGUUUCAAGUGGAGAAGAUGUUUGAUUGGGAUCCCCUCAACGGGGUCUUGGAACGGAGUGUGGACGGAAAUUUGGUCGACAAGCUAGGGAUGAGAGCGAAGAAGUGGCUUGGAACCACAGUGUGGUUUGGGGUAUGUUUUAGCAAGAGAACAUCAGAGAGGUAG
Messenger RNA from Penicillium oxalicum, 930 nucleotides. RefSeq names its product class I SAM-dependent DNA methyltransferase. The transcript has 2 exons. NCBI's taxonomy places the organism in Eukaryota, Fungi, Ascomycota, Eurotiomycetes, Eurotiales, Aspergillaceae. Bases 1 to 930 code for a protein of 309 amino acids. The record is from RefSeq and is a predicted model, not a curated record.